GUGUAUUGCUGCUGCAUGGAGACGGUGUGAGGAUUGUGUACCGAUCGCCGGGGCCAUGCUUAUCUCCCGGGACAUCCCCUGGAGGCGUCUCAACGGCAUAUCCUUCGGGAUAUAUUCGGCCAAGGAAAUCAGGAAGCUGAGUGUCAAAGUGAUUACCAACCCAAGCUACCUGGACAAUGUGGGGAACCCGAUGGUCAAUGGUCUGUACGAUCUGGCUCUGGGGCCCUCGGAUAACAAGGAGGUGUGCGCUACCUGUGCUCAGGACUUCAACAACUGCCCCGGUCAUCUGGGCCAUAUAGACCUCCCGCUCACGGUCUACAAUCCUCUGUUCUUUGAUAAACUCUAUUUACUGGUCCGAGGCUCCUGCUUUCACUGCCACUUGUUGACGUGUCCCCGCUCAGCGAUUCACUUGCUGCUCAACCAGUUGAAGAUCCUGGAGCGAGGAGUUCUCCAUGAGGUUUAUGAACUGGAAGCCGUGCUGAGCAGGUACCUGGAAGGGAAUUCCUCAGCAACAGGCAAUGAGAUUCAAGAAGAACUAGAAAGCUACACCAGACAGGUGCUGAAAAACCACAAGAAAAAGUCAGAGAACUUGACGGUGAAAAAUAUCUGUAACACUAGAAACCAGCUGAUUGGAGAGUUUUGGAAAGCUCAUAUGGGUUCAAAGAAAUGUCCAAGCUGCAGCGCUCCAAGAUCUGUAGUGAGAAAAGAACACAACAGCAAGUUAACCAUAAUAAUGUCCUCUAAACCGAACAAACCAUCUGAAGAAGAGACUGAAGAGAAGUUGAGCGGCUCGGAGAUGCUGAAACGCGGCUAUUUGACUCCGACCAGUACAAAGGAACAUAUCGAUGCCCUGUGGGAAAAUGAAGGAUUUUUCCUUAAGUACCUGUUUUCUGGAAUGGAGUACAGCAAGAAAUCUACGUUUGCUUCGGACAUAUUUUUUCUAGAGCUUCUUGUGGUUCCUCCUGCAAGGUUCCGUCCCGUCAAUCGCCUGGGGGACCAGAUGUUCACCAACGGACAGACGGUUAAUUUGCAGGCGGUCCUCAAAGAUAUCUCGCUGAUACAGAAGCUUCUGGCUGUGAUGGCUCAGGAUCAAGUGGCGGCCCCGGAGCUCACAGAGAAUGCCCCCAGCAUGGACGACGCAGAGACCGAACACAUCGACCGCUCUUUCCUGACCAUGUUGCCGGGGCAGUCCCUCACUGAUAAGCUGUACAAUUCCUGGGUUCGGCUCCAGAGUCACGUAAACAUUGUCUUCGACAGCGACAUGGACAAGCUGAUGACGGAGAAGUACCCGGGCAUCCGACAGAUCUUGGAGAAAAAGGAAGGUUUAUUUCGGAAGCACAUGAUGGGCAAGCGUGUGGACUAUGCAGCUCGAUCGGUCAUCUGCCCUGACAUGUACAUCAAUACCAAUGAGAUUGGCAUCCCUAUGGUAUUUGCCACCAAGCUGACUUAUCCCCAGCCGGUCACUCCCUGGAACGUGCAGGAGUUACGACAAGCCGUGAUCAACGGGCCCAAUGCCCACCCGGGUGCCUCCAUGGUGAUCAACGAGGACGGAUCUCGUACCGUGCUGAGCGCCUCUAACCAUACGCAGAGAGAGGCCGUCGCCAAACAGCUCCUCACCCCUUCCACGGGGGCGCAGAAGAUGGCAGCCAAAAUUGUCUGUCGUCACGUGAAGAACGGGGACGUGCUGCUCCUUAACCGCCAGCCGACCCUGCAUCGGCCGUCCAUCCAAGCUCACAAGGCCCGGAUCCUGCCAGGGGAGAAGGUCCUGCGGCUGCACUACGCCAACUGCAAGGCCUACAACGCGGACUUCGACGGAGACGAAAUGAACGCUCACUUCCCCCAGAGCGAGCUGAGCCGCGCCGAGGCGUACACCAUAGCGUGUACCGACGAGCAGUAUCUGGUUCCUAAGGAUGGGACCCCGUUGGCCGGUCUGAUCCAGGACCACAUGAUCUCUGGAGCCAGCAUGACCAUCCGCGGCUGCUUCUUCACCCGGGAGCAGUAUAUGGAGCUGGUGUACAGGGGCCUGACGGACAAGAGAGGCAGAGUAAUCACCCUGCCGCCGGCCAUCCUCAAACCGCGUGCGCUAUGGACGGGAAAACAGGUGGUUUCUACGUUGCUGAUCAACGUAAUUCCGGAACAGCACAUCCCGCUAAACUUAACCGGGAAGGCGAAGAUUGGUGGGAAAGCCUGGGUGAAGGAGCCCCCGCGAGCAACGCCCGGCUUCUCGCCCGAUUCCAUGUGCGAGUCCCAGGUUAUCAUCCGUAACGGAGAGCUGCUUUGUGGCGUCCUGGACAAAGCCCACUACGGAAGCUCUCCUUUCGGCCUGGUUCACUGCUGCUACGAGCUCUAUGGCGGGGAGACCAGCGGGAAGCUGCUGACCUGCCUGGCCCGACUGUUCACGGCUUACCUCCAGCUUUAUCGGGGCUUUACUAUGGGAGUGGAGGACAUUCUCGUUCGGCCCUACGCUAACAUCAAGAGACACAGGAUUGUGGAAGAGUCGGCACACUGCGGUGGACGGGCUGUCCGAGCCGCCUUUAACCUGUCCCUGAAUGCCACCGACGAGGAAGCCCAAGGGAAAUGGCAGGAUGCCCAUCUCAGCAAAGACCAAAGGGACUUCAACAUGGUGGACCUGAAGUUCAAGGAAGAAGUCAACCAAUUCAGCAAUGAGAUUAAUAAGGUGUGCAUGCCUCUUGGUCUUCACCGGCAUUUCCCAGAAAACAACCUCCAGCUCAUGGUUCAGUCCGGAGCCAAGGGAUCGACUGUCAAUACGAUGCAGAUCUCCUGCUUGCUGGGUCAGAUUGAGCUGGAAGGCCGUCGCCCGCCUCUGAUGCCCUCCGGAAAAUCAUUGCCCUGUUUCCAGCCUUAUGACUUUAUGCCUCGGUCCGGGGGAUUUGUGACGGGCCGUUUUCUCACCGGUAUCAAACCUUCUGAAUUCUUCUUUCACUGCAUGGCUGGGAGGGAAGGUCUGGUAGAUACAGCCGUGAAGACCAGUCGUUCCGGGUACCUCCAGCGGUGUGUGAUCAAACAUCUUGAAGGCUUGGUGGUUCAGUAUGACCUCACGGUGCGUGACAGCGAUGGCAGCAUCGUUCAGUUUCUGUACGGAGAGGACGGUCUGGAUGUCCCGAAGACGCAGUUCCUGCAGCCAAAGCAAUUCCCGUUCAUCGCUGAGAACUACGAGGUUAUAAAGCAUUCCAAACGCUUGGAUGAAGUUCUGUCCAAAAUCAACUCGGAGCAAGCGACCCAGCACAGCCGCGCCGUCAGGAAAUGGAAAGCCAAGAAUCCGUGCCCUUCCCAGAGGCGCGGUGCCUUCCUGCUGUUCUCCCAGAAAAAGAUGGCUGCCGCGAAAGCAGCGUGCCCGGGCGGCGAGAGCGUCAACGGGAGGGAUCCUGCCUCGAAGCUGCUGACGGACUCCUGGUAUUCCAUGGAGCAGCGCGCCUGUACCAAGUACGUGAAGAAGUCCUCUCGCCUCCCCGACCCCUGCCUGGCCGCAUGGCGCCCGGAUCUUUAUUUCGGGUCUGUCUCUGAAACCUUUGAAGACCAGAUCGAGCAAUUUGGCCGCCAAUGGGAGGCGCAAACGAAAUGCGGCCCCGAGAAGACAAAGCUGUCCUUUGACAGGCUGAAGACCCUGCUGCACCUGAAGUGGCAGAGAGCUCUCUGUGACCCCGGAGAAGCGGUGGGGCUCCUGGCCGCGCAGAGCAUCGGCGAGCCGUCCACCCAGAUGACGCUGAAUACCUUUCACUUCGCAGGCAGAGGAGAGAUGAAUGUUACUCUAGGUAUCCCCAGGCUUCGUGAGAUUUUAAUGGUCGCCAGCUCCAACAUUAAAACACCCAUGAUGAGUGUGCCGGUGCUCGGGACCAAGAAAGCCUUGAAGAAGGUGAAGAGGCUGAAGAAACAGCUCACACGCGUGUGCCUUGGGGAGGUGAUGCACAAGCUCGACGUGGAGGAGACGUUCAGGAUGGAAGGGAAUUCUCAGAAAUACCAGGUGUACAAAAUGAAGUUCCAUCUAUUACCGUACGAGUACUAUUGCCACGACAAGCCCCUGAAGCCAGAAGAUAUUCUGCGUUUCAUGGAAAACAGGUUCUUUAGAAUCAUGUUUGAUGCCAUCAAGAGGAGAAGCGCAAAGCUUGCCUCGUUCAGGGAAGUGACCACUCGCAAAGCGACCCAGAAGGACUUGGACAACGAGGGAGAAGGCCAGGGGGCGCAGGAAAGCCAAGACGCUGAAGAAGAGGAAGCCAUUGUUGACGCGGAUGCUGAGGAAGGAGAUGCCGAUGCCACAGAUGCAAAAAUGAGAGGAAAACAGGAAGAAGAGGUGGAUUACGAGAGCGAGGAAGAAGAGCCGGCAGAGAAUGAUGAAGAGAAGGACGAAGAGACCCCGUCUCCCUCUGCCAACGCGGAGGAAGGAGCAGAAGACCUGUUGCCGCGCGGGGAAGGAUCUCUGCCAGCUUCUCCAUCAGCCGGACCUUCCGAAAGUACCCACGACCAGAGCGGCCUUUCCAAGGAUGUGGCAAUGGAAAACCGAAUAAACACGGUGCUCAGCCUGAACUCGGCGGUGGAAGAUUAUUCCUACGACACCGAGAAAAGCCUCUGGUGUGAGGUCACCUUGAAACUGCCCCUCAUGAAAGUUCACUUUGAUAUGUCUUCCCUCGUUGUCUCGCUGUCCAACAAUGUGGUCAUCCGCGAGACGAAAGGAAUAACGCGGUGUCUGCUGAGCGAAACCACCAACAAGAAAGGCGACAAAGAGCUGACCCUUAACACGGAAGGCAUAAACCUGCCGGAACUCUUUAAAUACUCCGAUGUGCUGGACGUGCGGCGUCUGUAUACGAAUGAUAUACACGCUAUGGCCAAUACCUACGGUAUAGAGGCAGCAAUACGCGCGGUCGAAAAGGAAAUUAAAGACGUGUUUGCGGUAUACGGGAUCGAGGUGGAUCCCCGCCAUGUCUCGCUUGUAGCCGAUUACAUGUGCUUCGAAGGAACAUACAACCCUCUCAAUCGCAUUGGGAUGCGGUCCAGCUCCUCGCCUUUUCAGCAGAUGACUUUUGAAACCAGCUUCAAAUUCCUGAAGGAUGCUACUAUGAACGGUGCUCAAGAUGAUCUGAGUUCUCCGUCCGCGUGUCUGGUCGUUGGGAAAGUUGUAAAAGGAGGAACUGGGUUUUUUGAACUUAAACAGCCCAUGAAAUGAUGUUCCGGUGUCAAAGUGGAUCAUUUCGUGAGGAGAGACGCUCAACGCUCCACCGGAAGGAGAGGGCCCUGGAGAGAACAGAUUCUGUUAAGCGGCUCUAGAGUCCCACUGAGGACAUCUGCAGCCGAAGUGCCUUACGUUUGUCAUCCUUGGUGUAGAUCGUUUAGACAGAGUAUUUUGGUGAGCUGCGCAUGAGGUUCACUGAGCAGCAGUUGCAUCUGAGCAAAAAGUCUAUUACGUAGUUCAGCCUCUUCUACAAGACAUCGAUCAGUCCCGUGAUCUCCACCAAUUACAUCACUUAGCUGACAAGCCCCAACGUCUCUAAUCCGGCUGGCUUUGGGCUGUUAGUGCCGGCACAUCGUGUAAAUGUUGUUUUUCAAUGUAAAAUGUACUUUUAAAAUAAAGUAUAACAUUCUC
Spea bombifrons (plains spadefoot toad) is the source of this 5596-nucleotide messenger RNA. RefSeq names its product RNA polymerase I subunit A (gene POLR1A). The transcript has 34 exons. Gene Ontology annotation, biological process: DNA-templated transcription. NCBI's taxonomy places the organism in Eukaryota, Metazoa, Chordata, Amphibia, Anura, Pelobatidae. Gene Ontology annotation, molecular function: DNA-directed RNA polymerase activity; DNA binding. The record is from RefSeq and is a predicted model, not a curated record. The coding region runs from base 56 to 5179 and encodes 1707 amino acids. Gene Ontology annotation, cellular component: RNA polymerase I complex.